Messenger RNA from Patella vulgata (common limpet), 1544 nucleotides. RefSeq names its product neuropeptides B/W receptor type 1-like. The record is from RefSeq and is a predicted model, not a curated record. Gene Ontology annotation, molecular function: G protein-coupled receptor activity. Gene Ontology annotation, cellular component: plasma membrane. The transcript has a single exon. Gene Ontology annotation, biological process: G protein-coupled receptor signaling pathway. NCBI's taxonomy places the organism in Eukaryota, Metazoa, Mollusca, Gastropoda, Patellidae. The coding region runs from base 7 to 1167 and encodes 386 amino acids.
UUUGAGAUGAGAUCUAUUAACGUAGUCGCCAAUCUGACGGCCAAAGAUUUAAAUGAAUUUAAAAUCGCCGAUAUUGUCAAUCUUUAUGUCCCGCCCAUAAUUGUUAUUGUGGGAAACAUCUGUAAUAUUCUUGCCAUUCUAGUUAUGAGAAGUCCGCACUUCCGGUGCCUUUCCACCUCUGUGUAUAUGAUUGCGUGUGCCGUCAACGAUGCCGUUAGUCUUAUUAUUUCUCUUACAGCCCAUUGGGUCGGAGUUAACUUCCCCGAUGCCAUUAUUCGAAAUGAUUAUUCUCAUUAUAUGUGUAAAUUUUUUAACUUUUAUGGAUGGGGGAAUUGUGAUUAUACCAUCUUGCUAACAGCGGCCAUGACGGCAGAUAGAGCGUACGCCAUUAUGAAACCCCUGAAGGCGUCAACUAUGAAUUUGGUGAAACGCGCCAAAAUAAUUGUCACCUUGUUGAUUGUGAUCGUUGUUAUCAAAGAAUUCCAUUUUUUGUUCUCGUCCGACCUUGUUCCACCCGAGAGAACGGAAAGAUUGUGUUCCGUCGUAGCGCCAACCGACGCUUACGAGUAUUUUUAUCAUAAGGUGUGGCCAGGCAUCCAUCUUUCAUUUCUAACCGUAUGUUUCAUCAUCAUUAUCAGUAGUAAUAUCAUCAUUAUCCGUAAUGUCCGACGAUCCGCCAAUAUGUCUGACUUCAAAAACCGGAAACUCAGCACCGGAAAUUUAUCCUUAACCGGAAAUGAAUUCAAUUCUAGUAACCAGUCCGCACAGGGAAGAUGGCGGCAAAUGACUACGAUGUUGUUAGCCGAGUCAUUUGCCUUAAUUCUGUUAACGUAUCCGUUCUCUAUGCACUUAUCCGUGAUCGCAAACAUUCCAGACGUUUAUACGGAUCCAGUGAAAAACGCCGCCAACCAGCUGAGUUUCUCUGUUGUGUUCUAUUUGUUGUAUUCCAAUAAAUGUGUUAAUUUUUGUCUUUACUGUGUCACGGGGUCCCGGUUUAGACUCGCUCUUCGGGAGAUCCUAAGCUGCAAAUCGAUUUCGAUUUUUUUUAAAUCUCUCCGUUCAACAGACAGAUUUUCUUUAUCUGGUUCCCAGACCGCCAUCUCCAUGAUAUCAGCUGCCAGCUUAGAACAGCGAAGACCAUCUACGAUAUCAAUUACACCUACUUAAAUUAACUGCGUGUACGUGUGAGGAAUAAUAAUAUAUGUCUCUUACGACCGGUGACAAUCAAUAUCACGUUCGGUAAAACAACUGGACAUUAAGACAUAAGGACUCAAAUAUCCAAGACAAAUUUUCAGGAUCCUGCAAAACCAGUACGAUAUGGACCAGAAAUAAGUCAUUACGUCAUCGCCGCCAUCUUGGAAUUUUGAUGUCACGUCAAUCGUUACGCAGUUAUCCAGGCAGAAACAUGCCAAGUAAAUGUCGAUCAAGACUUGAAUAGACGGAACCAUAAGCGUUUUUUGAUAAGCGCCGCCCGCAAGAUCAACAAGAUGGCCAGCGUCUGGGAGCCAUUUUUUUCUGGCCCGACCGAGACAGUGGUGUGUAUA